AUGCUGCGCUUUCGUCUCGUCCGCUCAUUGUCCCACCACGCAGUUCGCACGUGCUUCGUAGCAUCUAACGCAUCAAAAUCUUCGACUUGUCCUUCAUUUGGCAUAGCGUUUGACAUUGACGGCGUUUUGAUUCGUGGCGGCCAUGAGCUGCCUAAUGCAAAGCGCGUACUACAGAGUCUACGCGCGAACAAUGUGCAACAUAUUUUUCUUACCAAUGGUGGUGGAUGUAUGGAGGAAUCGAAGGCUGAGAAGUUGAGCAACAUUCUCGGUUUGUCUAUCAACCCAGAGCAUAUGAUCCUCUCACACACACCCAUGCGUGAGCUCACUAAAACUUAUGGAGACAAACGAGUGCUUAUCAUGGGAUCGCAUGAUGUUUGGCACGUGGCCAAAUGCUAUGGCUUUAAAAAGGUUGUAAGUGUACAGGAUCUACUCCACCAUUGUCCAGCUCAGUAUCCAUUCAAUCACUACGAGCAGAGAUUAGCACCGUAUUACAACGAGCCGAUUGAGGCCAUCAUUGUGAUGCAUGAUCCAAUAAACUGGGCUCCUGAAAUUCAAGUUGCAGUAGACGUGUUAAUAGGAGGUGAUCCACCUGGAUCUGGGUCUUUGUCAGGUAAGCAAACGCCAUUGUUUGUAAGCAACGACGACUUCGUAUUCAGCGGUGAAUAUCAAUCUCCUCGGUUUGCUCAAGGAGCGUUUACAAAAUGCUUAAAACUUCUUUAUGAAGAUUUUACUGGUUGCAAGUUAGAGAUGACCCAUUUCGGCAAACCUCACACCAUCACUUACAAUUACGCGGAGCGCCUCCUUAAUUCGAUCUCAGGACAAACUGAGCCUCUCAAACACAUCUACGGCAUUGGUGACAAUCCGUCGUCUGAUAUUCAGGGAGCCAAUAAUGUCGGCGAGAGGUGGACGUCUGUGCUUGUUCGCACGGGGGUGUACGAUGGGGUAAAUGAACCUGAUCAUACACCUGAUGUGAUCGUCGAUAAUGUUUACGAGGCGAUCAAGCACAUUUACAAGCGUGAAGGCAUCAACGACUAUGCGCUGUAA
Messenger RNA from Plasmopara halstedii, 1044 nucleotides. RefSeq names its product Predicted phosphatase. Gene Ontology annotation, cellular component: mitochondrion. The transcript has 6 exons. Gene Ontology annotation, biological process: glycerophospholipid biosynthetic process. Lineage: Eukaryota; Oomycota; Peronosporomycetes; Peronosporales; Peronosporaceae. The coding region runs from base 1 to 1044 and encodes 347 amino acids. The record is from RefSeq and is a predicted model, not a curated record.